GUUUCAUAAUGCUUUAAAAUGGACUUGAAGUUUCAGAAGUUUUAGUUGCAACUUCCAAUUACCCGGAAAAGGCGUAGAAGUCACAACAAGUAUGGCAUACUUCGUUUGUUUGCUGAUGUUUCUCGUUCGUUUUAUAAUGUACGCAAGUUCUGUGCCCUGCAAGUUUGACUUCGAAAGUGGACUCGAUGGUUGGGUUAAGACUGGUACUGCGUUUGAAAAUCAACCAACAUUUGGCGACAACCCCACAGCUCGGAACAGGGGACAGCCCGCUCAACAACAGGGUGACUGGUGGAUUGGAGGAUUCGAAGACCGGCCUUCUAAAUCAACCCCAGCAGGGAAAAUCCAAGGAGACGGUCCACAAGGAACUCUUGUUUCCCCAACUUUUAAAAUCACUGGUCCAACGAUCUCAUUUCUGAUUGGCGGAGGGUGCGAUGUAAACACUGUUCGUGUAGAGUUGAUCGUUGGUAUUAAGGUCGUCGAAAAAGAAACUGGCCACUGCACUGAGACGAUGACGCGUAAGGCUUGGGAUGUUAAAAAGUUUAUCGGUCGGAAUGCACACAUUAAAGUUGUUGAUUCCAGCUCUGGCGGUUGGGGUCACAUUAACCUUGACGAUCUAAAAGGUGACAUGAGCUGCCCAGUCGAAGCUCCUUGCAAGUUUGACUUCGAAAGGGGAAUCCAUGGAUGGGCUAAGACUGGUACAGCAUUUGAUAACCAGCCAACAUUUGGUGAUAACCCAACAGCUCGAAACAGAGGACAGCCGGCUCAACAACAGGGUGACUGGUGGAUUGGAGGAUUCGAAGACCGGCCUUCCGAAUCGACUCAAGCAGGGAAAACCCAAGGAGACGGUCCACUAGGAACUCUUACUUCUCCAACUUUUAAAAUCACUGGUCCAACGAUCUCAUUCCUGAUUGGCGGAGGAUGCGAUGUAAACACUGUUCGUGUAGAGUUGAUUGUUGGUAACAAGGUCGUCGAGAAAGAAACUGGCCACUGCACUGAGACAAUGAGGCGUAAGGCUUGGCAUGUUAGAGAUUUCAUCGGUCAGGAAGCACACGUUAGACUUGUUGAUUACAGCUCUGGCGGUUGGGGUCACAUCAACUUUGACGAUCUGCAAGUCGGCUUGGGCUGCCCGGCGCGUUGCAAAUUUGACUUCGAAAAUGGACUCCGCGGCUGGGUUGCAGUUGGUGAGGCGUUUCAAAACCAGCCAACAUUUGGCGAUAACCCAACAGCUCGAAACAGAGGACAGCCGGCUCAUCAGCAGGGUGACUGGUGGAUCGGAGGAUACGAGAACCGGCCUUCUGAAUCGGCCCUAGCAGGGAAAAUCCAAGGAGACGUUCCGAAAGGAAUCCUUAUUUCGCCCUCUUUUGAAAUCACUGGUCCAACGAUCUCAUUUCUUAUUGGUGGAGGCUGUGAUAUUGACAAAGUUCGCGUUGAGUUGGUCGUACAUAACCAGGUUGUCAAGAAGGAAACCGGCAAAUGUACUGAAACGAUGGCUCGUAAGAUCUGGAAUGUUGGAGAGUUUUCCGGUCAGGAAGCACACAUAAAACUUGUUGAUUCCAGCUCUGGAGGAUGGGGUCACAUCAAUUUUGAUGAUCUGGAAGGCGACAUCAGCUGUUCAAUCGGCUGCCAAGACCACAUCUGGUAUCGAUGUAAAUGCCCUGAACUGGCCUCAUUUCAACAAUACUGUCAAAAAAAAGGAGAAUUUAUGAGCAAAUACUGCCCAAGAUCGUGCGGCUUUUGUGGCGAGCAAGGCCCCGUACCGGUGAAGGCUCAUUUUCGCAAUUGCGAUUGUAAAGAUCACCCGGUCUAUGCAGCAAGAUGCCCUGAAGUGACCAGUAAACCAUUUCACUGCCAAGACGAACUAGAACUGAUGAAAGAAAGAUGCCCAAAAUCCUGCGGUUUUUGCUGAGGUAAUGGUUUCAUAGAGGAGCAGCCAUGGAAAAAAGCAGCAGCAUGUAGUUAUAACGUAAAGAAUCUUAUAAAAACAUGUUAUGUAGGGUAAAUGAUUCAAGGGGUCAGCUAUUGCAGCUAUAACUUCAAAUUUCGUUUGAAUUGUAAAAGCGUUAUAUCAUUAGGCUACGGGUAAAUACUACUCUAGGCACUAAAUGGAAUGGGUGUUUUAAUUAAUCUGUGACAAUUAAUUUAGAGCGAGUGAAAAACAAAUAAAAUAAUAUGGUUUGAUAA
Molecule: messenger RNA, 2181 nt
Organism: Stylophora pistillata
Lineage: Eukaryota; Metazoa; Cnidaria; Anthozoa; Scleractinia; Pocilloporidae
Source: RefSeq, a predicted model, not a curated record